Ochlerotatus camptorhynchus is the source of this 754-nucleotide messenger RNA. RefSeq lists its product as uncharacterized. The record is from RefSeq and is a predicted model, not a curated record. Lineage: Eukaryota; Metazoa; Arthropoda; Insecta; Diptera; Culicidae. The coding region runs from base 34 to 699 and encodes 221 amino acids. The transcript has 4 exons.
UGAAGAUAAAACUUUUCUGAUACUUUUUUUAUAAUGUUAAUGCGAAUAUUAAGUUUAUCGCUUCGAAAAAUAGUACUUCCUACAUAUUCAUUGAAUUCUUCUAGAUGUUUUCCUCUGCAACUAUGUGUUCGACCAAUUUCGACAAGCAUUCCUUUGUUAAAUGGCCCGCGAACCAUGAAGGAAGAACGUUAUCGCAAAAAAGAUAAAGUUCCGGAAGAAUACCGAAUCAUCUACCGAGCACCCAUGGAGUACUAUCUAUCCGCGUGUAACUUUGUAACGUCAUUCAGUUUUGCUGCUAUUUCUGGAAUAACUGCUUAUGGAUAUCUGCACAAUUAUCACACUAUGUCCGUUCCUUUUGAGUUGGAUUACGGAUCGUUAACGGCUAAUGAGAAUGAUUUGCUGAUAUUUUUGGGUUUCUUCUUCAUUGCAAACAUUGCCAUUCGCAUAAUGGUUAACCGUUACGUGUUGCGCGUAUAUCGUAGUGAUGAAGAUUACAUCGCAAUUUUCGAAGGGCACUUACCAUUCACUCGAAAGCAGUUCAGUUUCAAGAAAGGAAGUGUUGAAUCAGUACCAGAAGGUGGAAUCGUACCAUGGCAGGAUGCUCGGUAUAUGAUUAAUGAAAAACCCGUUCUAUUAUUGGAUAGCUAUUUUCGAACUCCAUCAGAGUUGUUUAAUAUGUUAAAAAAAGGUCCUCAGUGAAUGUUUGUGAAUAGGCAUAUUUAGUGUGAUUUGAGUACAUAGUUUUUCACAUACA